Molecule: messenger RNA, 2263 nt
Organism: Eremomyces bilateralis CBS 781.70
Lineage: Eukaryota; Fungi; Ascomycota; Dothideomycetes; Eremomycetales; Eremomycetaceae
Exons: 2
Coding region: 182-1786 (534 amino acids)
Source: RefSeq, a predicted model, not a curated record
UCUACUGUCCCUCCCUCUCUUCAUCCCGUAUAGUUGCUCUUCCUUCAUGCAAUUCAAUCGAAUUGUGUUCCAUUCUGUGCACUGUCGUUUCUCUAUGCUUGGUCGUUUCAUCUCGUUUUCACGACCAACCUGAUACCCUUGAUCCCUUUGAUCCCUUUGGUCCGGAUGCUCUCAAGCAAUCAUGGCUUCCAUUCCCCUAAUCUGCUCCAUCUGUCCCAAGAGGCCUCGCUUCAGUGAUGUCUCUCAUUUGCUCACUCAUAUUGCUAGCAAGGGCCACUUGUCCCAUCACUACAAGGUCAAGGUCCGAGCUUCCACUGAGGAAGACUCCCGUCGUCUGCUUGAAGCUUAUGACCAUUGGUAUGAAAAAUGGAGAGUCCAAGACUUGAUGUCGGAACGAAUGAGUUUGAAGGACAAGCGACGAGCUCGAGCAGCGAGGAAUCAGACUCCGCUUUCUCGAUCCCAAAGUGUUGCGAGACGCUCACAAGCCAGUCGAGACACUCCGACCAGUCAAGCCAACUCCGUCGAUCCUCGCCUCGGGGAUGAGCAACUCAAGGUUGAGAGCCCAGCACCUCAUCCAUACUACCUGCACUACCCAACGAACGGAAUUCCAAUGCACAACGGCCCCCAGAGCCUUGCACCUUACACGGGGCAGCCUCAGCAGAUGAGUGCCCUCCCAAUUCGUCGACGAACAGACAACAAUGAUGACGCAGACUCCGACCUGAGCUACGUGCCGAGGUCUCGAGAGAGCAUGAUACAUGUCGGUACCACCACUGAGCGAGACGGUUUCGAAGUCUCGGAGGCUACAAGACUCAAAGGUGUAUAUUGGCCUGGCAUGGACUUGUUCGAUUCUGCCACUCCGGAGAUGAAGAGAAAGAGGAAUCAGAAGAAGGAUACCUCGGUCAUCAAGCAGUUGGAGGCCAACUCUCUAGAGGUUGAAGCCAAUGAGCUGGUGUUCACACCGGAGGGGACACUCAAGAAGACCCGCAACAUCUCGGGCGAUCCGUCCGAUGACAGCGAUGAUGAGUGGGGGAGCGAUGGCUCGGCAAGCCCAGAGCCCACUCACAAGGCACCCACCUCUCGACAGCCACUUGCCGCUCUCCCGUUCGGUGUUGGACGUCAGAACGAUGCUCGCAACGAUGUCUUCACUGACACUCCUGCUGCUCACUCAACAUUCACUGAUGAUCGGGCUGAAUGGGACCUUGCCUAUGGGGCCAACCGCAAACGCAAGCGGGGCUUCGAGAUCUUCCACGACCGUGACAUGUCUUUCGGAAACCCUGCUGGCAUGAACGUCCUCAACUCCGAUUUCCAUGCCACACAGGCUGAGGAAUCCGUACCGAAUGGAACCGUCUCAGCUGUUCAUCGUCCAGGCCAGAAGUCUACAACUCAGAACAAUUACUUCUUCGAGAAUUUUCAUGACGAUCUUCCAUCGGUUAAUCAGGAAAAUCGGCCUCGUCAUACAGAGUCGAGAUCCAUCAACGGCAUGCAACAACUGCAGGAUGCCGGUACUCCCAACUACAAGUUCGCGGUCCAAGAUUUGGCCAAGCUCGGUGCCCGCAAUGGCAAUGCACAUGGCAAUACCAAUGGUCAUGGGUUUGUCCAAGCUCGACAGGACGUGAUGUACCAGUUCGUCCCUAGCAACAACGACUUCCAACCCUUCGAACCCUUCGGCCAUCAGAACUGGUUGAACCAAAACACAUACUACAAUUCCACGCAGACCUUUGACGGCGAUUUCGAUGAUGCACGCACCAUCAGCGCUCCCCCUAGUGAGCACAAGGCUGACGACUAGAUUAUGACACAUCUACAUGCGCUCUUUCAUACCUUCACCUUCUUCUUUCUCAGUCUUUCUUGAAUACAUGUCACGUUCAAUCCUUCCCGGCUAGCAAACUCUUCUUCUAGCCCGAGGAGAAUAUACCGAUACGUGGAACACUACCAAGCCUACAUCCCAAUUUCGCUAGACGAGACAUUCAGUCCCCUUCCUCCGUUGACAGCGCGGUCUUCUUCACGUACGAUGACAUUGCUCCGACACGCAUACUAAUUAGCGACGAUAUCCAUUUCGCGACGACACGGUCCUACCAUUUCCUGGCCAUGUUCUUCGUUGCUUUCCUCUGUUCCCCAUGAGUUCCUUUUCCUUAUAUAUUAGUGUCACCUCCGGUGGCAGUUCUUUUUCCCUUUUCCCUUUACUCCUUUCCUUUCGCACCGCAUGAUGAACCCAGGUUCAUCUUUUCCGCUGUCCGAGUACUCGUUUUCUCUGUGAAUAUGGGUU